Musa acuminata AAA Group (dessert banana) is the source of this 1951-nucleotide messenger RNA. RefSeq lists its product as uncharacterized. Lineage: Eukaryota; Viridiplantae; Streptophyta; Magnoliopsida; Zingiberales; Musaceae. Bases 628 to 1776 code for a protein of 382 amino acids. The transcript is spliced from 3 exons. The record is from RefSeq and is a predicted model, not a curated record.
CCCCUUACAUUUCUGGAUUCCUGAUGUGCCCCUCCUGAUGUCCGAUGGUUACUAUCGACGAUGAGGGUUAAUUUAGACAUUUGGUAGCGCGGAAUCUAGUACGGACACGGGGGUACACGCGUCAUCAUCAGGAACAAAAUCUAAGGCUGCUUCGUCGAAGACGCCACGUAGCGGACCAAACAAAAAGGGUUUAUCCUCGACUCUUAAAGCCCCUCCGGCGCCUUGCUCCGCUCCUCCCAUCGUCGAAGCCUUCGACCUCUCUCGCCGGAGGAGAUCGCUGUUGGAAUAUAGACGGGGACCCUCUACUUGUGUCUCUGGUGAUCUCAACGAUGAUCCCUUUGUGGUCGAUUCGGUGGAUCCUUUUGGAGACGAGAGGCGAAAUGGCGGGUGCUGGUGACUGUUGAAUGAGCUCUCUCGAUCGUAGCCUUUUUCUUGUGUUUCGUGGGGAAAAAAUAGUUUUUGGGGGUUUGUAGAGUUGGAUUGAUCUCGAAUUUGGCGCAUGUCUGCCUCGAUUUUGUGUUUCGUGUUGUGAUUUUUGGUCUGGGGUUUAGUAGUGGGAGGAGAUGGAGUGGCAGUGACGGUGCGAGGAGGAGGGAAGGAGGUGUUCGGAUUGGGGUCGCGCCAGCGAUGCUGUUCCAGAUGAAGAUCCAGCCGGUCGACGCGAGUGGAUCGGUGGCUUUCGCGCCAAGGAGCGACCCGGGGAAGCCCGCGGCCAAGUCGCGGUUGAAGCGCCUCUUCGAGCGGCAGUUCCCCAGCGUCCUGAGGAACCCCGCGGCGGAGAAAGUCGCCGGCGCUGGGGACUGCAGGGAAAAGGAGAGGGACGACGGCGGCGGCGACGUCGAGCCCAGCUCGGUGUUCUUGGACACGAUGGUGUUCAGCUUCACCGAGGAGGGGCACCACGAUAAGCCGCCGCGGGGCCGCUGCAACUGCUUCAACGCCAACUUCGACGACAGCUCCGACGACGACUUCGAUGCCCGCGACGGCGACGCUCCCGGCUCCGCCGCUGCCCCCGGGGACGCGGCCGAGGCGAUCAAGGGUUUGGUGCUCUGCGCGAGCAUGGCGGAGAGAAAUCUCUUGGCGGACGCAUCGAAGAUCCUGGAGAAGGCGAAGAACUCGAAGAACAAGGGCGACUGGCGAAGGAUGGUGGCUGACGGGCUUCGGUCCCUCGGCUACGAUGUGGCCGUUUGCAGAUCUAGAUGGGAUCAAAGUCCCUCCUUUCCGGCCGGGGAACACGAGUACAUCGACGUGGUCGUCGAAGGAGGUGACCGCCUCCUGGUGGACGUCGACUUCAGGUCGGAGUUCGAGGUCGCGCGGCCCACCAAGUCAUACCGCGCGGUCCUCCAGCACCUGCCGUCGGUGUUCGUAGGGCGGUCCGACCGGCUGCAGCAGAUCGUCGCCCUCGCCUCGGAGGCGGCGCGGCAGAGCCUGAAGAAGAAGGGCCUUCACGUGCCGCCAUGGAGGCGGCCGGAGUACAUGAAGGCCAAGUGGCUCUCCCCCUACCACCGGACGACCGCCACGGAAGUCACGGAAGAGUCGGUAAGCAGAGUGGCGCAGAGCGGCCGCGGAAGUAGCAAUAACACCAUCCCCUGCUCGAUCUCGGCCAUCGAUUUUUCUGGCGUGUCCGAGCAAUCCACCAAUGCGGCGGGGACAGGUGACGACAUCCCCGACGCAGCAGCAAGGGAGAGGAUGGAGGUGGUGGUCUCGCCAUGGCGGCCACCGCCGGUGAGGCCGAAGGCCGGGGUUAAGGUCGUCACCGGCCUUGCCUUGGUCCUGUAGUACCAAAUUUUGUCUUCUUAUUCCGCUAAUUUUGUUCACCGAGUGAGAUAUGUCUGCUGUCAUCUUGCCUUCUUUGCUCUGCUGUAAGAAUCCGUAGGGAGCCGAGAAGAGGAACUCCACCUCUGUUCUUCCGAGUACUAAUAUCCCAAUGCAAUUUAAUAUCUGUCUUCCUUAA